Messenger RNA from Lodderomyces margitis, 1701 nucleotides. RefSeq lists its product as uncharacterized. Gene Ontology annotation, cellular component: extracellular region; plasma membrane; intracellular membrane-bounded organelle. Bases 1 to 1701 code for a protein of 566 amino acids. Gene Ontology annotation, biological process: glycerophospholipid catabolic process. The record is from RefSeq and is a predicted model, not a curated record. NCBI's taxonomy places the organism in Eukaryota, Fungi, Ascomycota, Pichiomycetes, Serinales, Debaryomycetaceae. Gene Ontology annotation, molecular function: A2-type glycerophospholipase activity. The transcript has a single exon.
AUGUUACUUGAUAUCUUGUUAUUUCUAAUCAAUGCCCACUGUGUAUUAACUGUAACUAAUGGGUAUGCUCCGGUGAGAGUAAAGUGUCCCAGUGGAAAGCUCACCAGGUCAGCCUCAACAGGUCUUAAUGAGAACGAAUUAACCUACAUGCAUUCCAGAUACCCAAUUGCAAAACUGAAUUUGGCAAACUACUUACAAUCGGCCAAAUUGGUUGACUUUAAUGUAACGUCUUUCUUAGAUGAGACUAAUCCCACAAUUGGUAUAGCAUUCUCGGGUGGAGGAUAUCGUGCGCUUUUGACAGGAGCAGGAGAGUAUGCCGCUUUGGAUUCUAGAACACAUAUUCUACAAGGUACUGGUCUCGGUGGAAUAUUGCAAUCAAGUAGUUAUAUUACCGGGCUAUCUGGGGGCGCAUGGCUAGUUGGUUCAGUGGCGAGCAAUAAUUUAAUUAGCAUUGACGAACUUAUCCACAAUAAUACCUUGUGGCAGACGGCAAACUCGAUCUUGAACUACUUUGAUGAUAACAUCGUUGAGCAAUUGCUAAUGUGGAUCGAUAUAGGGGAACAAGUGAAAGCCAAGCAAGAAGCCGGUUUUGGCAUAAGCAUCACUGACGUAUGGGGCAGAGCUUUAAGUUACCAGUUCUUGAGCAAUAAGAAGCAAUAUGGAGCUGGAUAUCGAUUUAGUGAUGUUAUGAAUGAAACAAAUUAUCGCAACCAUUAUGCACCAUUCCCUAUUUUGUUAGCAGUUGGUAGGGUUCCCGAUACAACCAUUGCUAAUUUAAACAGUACCGUGUUUUCAUUCACUCCAUUUGAGGUAGGAAGUGAGUCACCCUACUUGAAUUCUUUUGUGGAGACAGAAUCGAUCGGUACAUUAUUGGAUAAUGGGUUCCCCCAAAACUCCUCUUGUAUUAAUGGGUUUGACAAUGCUGGUUUUUUCAUGGGAACUUCUUCAUCGUUGUUCAAUGCAAUUAUCCUAUCAAUUGAUAAUUCUUCAUUGCCUGAUUUCUUGAAGGAUUUCAUUAAUGACAGCAUAAUCGAUCCGAUAAUUAAAUCAAACAUUGAUGUGGCAAAGUACAAUCCAAAUGCAUUUUACAAAAGUCAAGACCCAGAAACACCAAUUGAGUCAUCAAAGACUCUAUAUUUAGUGGAUGGGGGUGAGGAUGGUCAAAAUAUACCCCUUGUGCCUUUAUUGAAGAGAAAUUUAAGUGUGGUAUUUGCAUUUGACAAUUCUGCUGAUGUAUCUGGCUUGCCCGAUGGCACAAGCAUGGUGAAGACAUAUGAACGUCAGUUUUCCAUUGCUGGACAAAAUACACCCUUUCCCUAUGUACCUGACCAAAAGUCGUUUCUCCAAUUGAAUCUUACAUCUAAACCUACAUUCUUCGGAUGCAAUGCCAGUAACCUUACAUCGUUAACUCCCAAUGUUUUUGAUGUCCCACUUGUUAUUUAUGUUGCCAAUAAGCCAUAUUCAUUUCCUUCCAAUACUUCUACCUUCAAGUUGCUGUAUAAUUUAUCGGAUAGAAACGCCAUGAUUAGGAAUGGCUUUGAAAUUGCUUCGAGGUUGAAUGGUACGUUGGAUGCCGAAUGGAAUGCGUGUGUGGGGUGUGCAAUAAUUAGAAGAGAACAAGAGAGGUUGGGUCAAGAACAAACAGAGCAGUGUAAGCGUUGUUUUGAAAAAUAUUGCUGGGAUGGAGGUAUAGUGAAGUAG